AGCCACGAGGGAGCUUCUGGUGCGCGUCCCAGGCGAGUCUGCUCCUAAUCGGGUUGGUUCCCCGGGACUUGCUGCCAAGGGGAACGGGCGGCGACGGCAGGGCCGGAUCCGCCGCGUGCUCAUGGGCAAGUCGAUCCAGGCCUAGGACGCAGACCUUAGAGGGGCGCACGACUGACCUUGGAGGGGCACCGUUUUAUACAAGUUCGUUAUUGUCAUAAAGUUCUGAAAAUAGUUUGCUUUUAUAGUUUGAAAUGUUUUAUCCUUUCUGCAAGACGUCUGUUUUGGAAAAUAGAAGUUUGCAAUAGUAAUUAUUAUUACUAGUGAAGCGAUUUCGAGUUGCAGGGCUGGGAAUGUGCCGGAAUGGCAACUGCCAGCCAUAUUGGUCUCGUACAAUCAUAGAGUUGGGCGGGAUCCUGAGGAUUAAUCCAGUUCCAGUCCCAACGCUCUGCAAUGCAGGACUAUGCAGCUGACCCUUAUAGGGAUCGAACCUGCAACCUCGGCGUUGUCUGCACUACGCUGCAGCCAACUGAAUUGUCCCGCUGUGUUUCCAGCAAACAGACAGCCAAGUGCCCAGAUUCUAAAGGAGUGAGUCUGGCUCACAUGUGAUCUGGAAGUCGGUUGUAGUAGCACUCCUUAUUGUGGGAGGAAUGGGGUAGGAGGAAUGAGUCAGGAUUGUGUGCCAGAAGGAACAGAAAAUGUCAGAUGCCUCUGCUUCUUUUCUUGGUUCACUGUUGGUUGCUAUCUUGGGCCCAUUUGUGGUCACCUUCUAUUCCUGGCACAUGAGCCAUUGCAGCAUGAAUUCCUCCAGUUGUGCGAAGACUGCAUGAAACGAUCUGCAAGCCGAUCUGCAAGCCGAUCCACGUGGGGAAACGUAUCACCCAUUUAGUAUAGCCUGUACAGACAUUAUCUCAGUCACCUUUACAACUGUUACCAGUAUUACUACUGUUGUAAUGCUGUGAAAAACCUGAGGCUGAUGGAAUAGUGACCUGCCUGAAUACACAGUCCUAUGCACGCUUGCCAGGAAGCACUUUACAUUUGUGCAAAAAAAAAAAAGUUUUUAAGUCACGUAAUUGAUUAUAGAGCUACCCGUCAGUGCAUAUAGUUUACAAAAAAAGUGAUAUUUUAAACUACAGCAUAGACUAAUUAAAAACCAACAAGCAAAAAAAUCCACACUGCAAAGCAAAAAUUGGCUCCUCUGUGCAAGCUUCUUAAAAAUAAACUGAGGGUGCACUAACACAAGGAGCCUAAGCGAGAAGGAUCAGAGGGUGGGAGCAAAGUUAACUGGGGUAACAUUGGAGUGGAGUCCCUAAGACGAUUGAAUGGUGCCUUGUACACCUGCCUCUGGCAACUCCUCCAGCCAAGCUGGUGCCAAACAUAUUACUACUCUUCAUUCCCAUCAGCGAGGAGCACACUGCCCAGGCUUGCGCCCCAGGGAGGUCACUUCAGUGCUGCUAAUACAGCUGUUUGGCUUCACCCUGGAGGCGCACUCCAUUGUCUCCCAAGACAGUAAGAUGCCAACAACUACAUUAACAACAGGGUUUAUCUAUUACCGUACCCAUAAAAUUGUUCACAUUAUCCAGCACCCAUCCUUCAUUGAGGCUGGCAGUCACAGAGGUCUGCUGAGCUUGGCCUGGUGAUAGGAUGGAGGAGUUGGACCCAGCAGGUUCGACUCAACUUCUCCUACAGUUGAGAUUAGGUAAAGGUAAAGGUACCCCUGACCGUUAGGUCCAGCCGCGGAUGACUCUGGGGUUGCGCGCUCAUCUCGCUCUAUAGACCAAGGGAGCCAGCGUUUGUCCGCAGACAGCUUCUGGGUCAUGUGGCCAGCAUGACUAAGCCACUUCUGGCGAAACCAGAGCAGCGCACGGAAACGCCCCGUUUACCUUCCUGCCAGAGCGGUACCUAUUUAUCUACUUGCACUUUGACAUGCUUUUGAACUGCUAGGUGGGCAGGAGCAGGGACCGAACAACGGGAGCUCACCCCGUGGCGGGGAUUCGAACCGCCCUUGUGGUCUCUUCCAACUCUAUGAUUCUGAUCGGCAAGCCCUAGGUUCUGUUUAGACCACGUCCCUACAGUUGAGAUUAUGAGUGUUUAAAUGCUUGAACAGGACUAUGUAAGUCAAAGAAUUUAGCUUUCUGAGUACAGAACUUGUAUCUGAGCGCAGGAUUUUAAUUUGUUGAUGUGGUGCUGUUGUUGUUGAGUUCUCAGCCCUGGGGAAGCUCUCGGGUUCUUGCCUUCAUCUGUUCUUCCCAUUAAGUGGAGGCAGAAGCCUCUGGGAAGCCAGGUGCUAUUUGUUGUAUUAACUGAUACAACUGUAUUAACUGAAACGUGUAAUAUCUUGCCUUUCCCUUGUGUGUGUUUAUGAGAGUUUGACUAUGCUGUUCCCCUGAGGCCAUGUUCUUAGGAAUACACUCAGGCAGUGGUAUCUACCUCUGAAAAGGAUGUUCAAGAGCAGGCAUCCCCAAACCUCGGCCCUCCAGAUGUUUUGGACUACAAUUCCCAUCAUCCUUGACCACUGGUCCUGUUAGCUAGGGAUCAUGGGAGUUGUAGGCCAAAACAUCUGGAGGGCCGCAGUUUGGGGAUGCCUGUUCAAGAGGGCACGUCUUAAAUCUGUAGUGUUCACAUCUGGGAAUGUAUAGUGCUGGGUUGUUUUCCCCCCAGCAGGUGGACUACAUUCAGGGUCAAACUGCAUGUUAUGUUCUUUAAAAACAUGCUUAAUUCAGCUGCUUUUGUUUUAAAGGAAAAAGAGCUGGUUAGCCACCGUUGCUGGUAAGGGGAGGCAAUUUAAUAGUGAACGAUAAAUUACAAUCUUUCAUCUUUUCCUCUGCCCUGCUGCAAAGGCUGGAAAAGAGGAAGAGGAGCGAUCCCCCAACUGGGAAGCCCCUUGAAGCCCACCCUCUGGCGCAGUGUUAGAAACUCAAAUAUAUAUGCUAGGCGCCAAAUGGCCCCCUUAAACGAAGGUUGCAGUCACCAAAACAGAAAGUCUGGUUGCCAUUUUGGGCCAAGUCUUAUUUUUCAAAUGAUGGACUGACUGUGAUUGAUUCAUCUGGUUGGUUCAGCUGACAGCCUUGAGCUAAGGUUAAGAGCCUUGAGAACUUAAAGAAGAAAAGUGACUUGAUCAAACGACAGUCCACAUCUAUAUUGGCCCAUUCCAACCUCUUUUUGCAAAUGGUGACUGCUCAGGCUUCACAGGGGGGAAAAAAGGAAUUUGGUUCCAGAAAUUCAUUCCGAUUGUGCAGAUAAAAUAUAACCGAUAGAAUUCUACAGGAUGGAGUAUUUGUGUGUGAAAGCAAUACAGAUCCAACGAUCCCCAAAUGUUGGAUAUGUCAGGUAGCACAGGUGCCAACACCCUUGGUGCCCGAGCACCUACAAAAUUCCCCCUUGAAGGGGCCGGGCACCCACAAAAUUCAGUGCCAGGGCCAUGCACGCUGCAUGGCACCAUGGUCAUGGAGCCAUGUUGGCACUCCUGUCAAAUGUCAUCCUGGCACCCAGGCAUCUUCACUUGGUUCCAAGUGGUUGAAAUGCGCCUGGCUAAUUUCAAACCCUGUGUGCCACCCAACCACAACUCCGCCCUUGGUAACUUUGCCAGCUUUGCUUGCCAAGGUAGUGCCAUAGCUCACGUUCUUCCAAUGUAGUGGGACUUCUGUUGAAAUCUGCCGACUCCCAGCUGGUAUAUCUUCAGGAAAAGCACGGGCCCUUCGUCUCCAGAGACCCUGCACACUAUAACAACCUUCUAUAUCCCAAAUAUCCCUUUGAAGCAGAAAGGGAACGGCAUCUUACCGGGGCCAGCUGUGCUCCUUACUCUGAAGGUUGUCCUCCGUCAUAAAGAUAGAUAGAUAGAUAAACUUUAUUUCGGCCGGGUUGUCCUCCGUCAUAAAGAUAGAUAGAUAGAUAGAUAGAUAGAUAGAUAGAUAGAUAAACUUUAUUUCGGCCAUAGGCCCAUAACACACAGCAAACAAGGAUAAAACAGUAUAAAACCGUCAUACAUAAAAACAAUCAGACAAAAUAAAAACAUAAAAACAAUCAGACAAAAACAACCCCCUCAUACAAGGAACUUAUGUACAACAUAUUUAAACGUUUCAAGUAAUUUUGUGGGGCUUUUAGCUAUGGUUAAAACGGUAGUACUUUGCAGGCCUUCCUUGCUCAUUCAUCAGAUCUGAAGGUUACUCGAAUGAUGUGACUUGAUAUCAGUAAUCGUAAAGUAAAUUAUGCUGCUUUUUGUAAGAAAGAACUGAAAUCAAAUAUCUUGCUACAAGUAGUGUUCUGGUCGAAUCAUCAUCUUGCAGCAGGUAUGUUAAUUGGGACUCCGGCGGCUUGUCCAUGAUUUCCAGAAUUAGAGGCUACAAGAUUCUAGCCCGAGCGGGCAUGUGGUAGAGGGAUUCUAUUGUUCUGUUGUCACACGUGCAUGAAACUGAAAUUUGACCUUUGGAAAACCUGUGCCCCAGGACAUUGGAUGGGAAGACAUUAAAUCUUGCUUUAAUGAAGGCGAAUCUGUGGGCUGCGACAGAAAGAACAGACAGAUAAGAUGGAAUCUGAGGCAUGGGCUAUAUGCCUUGAUUCAACGGGAAACAUGUACCACCACCCGUUAUAAUAUUUUGAUGGAAAUCAAAGUUAUCUAGUUUUUGAAUGUCCUCCUUCAUAAAGCGUCCUCAGAACAACUCUAGAAGGUUAUUCCUGGCCUAGCCUUCCAACUGCCCAACAGCCAGCCCUCUCUGACCUGCUACCCUUCUGCUAACCCAAGCUGCGCCCGCGCACAUCCCUUGAGACGGCAGAGGGGGGCUCUGCUUGCGAGAAGCAUCUCUGCAAGCUGAGCAGAAGACAGACACAGUGGGUUAGGUCUUUGGUUCACGGCCGGGUCUCUCUCAUCAUCAUCUGUCUAUAUUCUGCGACGGUAAAAGAACGGGAGGCUCAGGGUUGGGCCAGGAAAGGCCAUCUAAAGAUGUUUCAUCUUCUCUCAACAAACAAGCCCUCUGAACGGAAGGAGAAAUAAUUGGUUUCUUUCUGCCAGCCUUGUUGCAGGAAUUGCUGUAUCCAUUGGAAACAGUUUCCAUGGUGCAUUUUAAAAAUGUACUUAGUUAUUUUCUGCUUUUGGAGGCAACCGUUUUCCCCGCCGUGCUAUCAUUUAUUUAUUUGCAAGAAUUGUAAGUGGUGUGCAUGCUGCACUUAUAGUUAAAGGAUUUGUAUAUUCGGCAGAGUUUCCAGGUGGUUUGCAAAUAAAAGGAUGGAGGGGAAGGGGUGAUGGAGUUAGGAGACCCUCUUUCCGGCACUGGGGACACAUCCUAGUCCUGGUUCUCACAAAAAUCAAGCGAAAUGGUAAACCUGUUUCUGGACAGGUUGUGCCCAGGUGCAGGUAGGGCGUUCACAAGGUUGAGCUCUCCUUGCUUUAAAAUAAAAUAAUGAUAUCCCCGCAAGCAGAAAGCAAGCAUGUCAGGGAAAAUGUGUCAUCCCGAUCAUCUAAUUAUUGGCGCAGAGGGAUUGUUGCUUUUGUAUGGAAGAGCAUCCAGUCGUGACGCCUGAAGUGAUGCUUGUCUGCUGCUAGUGAGAAUGUGAAUGUAGAAGCAGAUGUUUUAAGGUAUCCAGCUACUGAUUAGUGAUCCCAUCUCAGCCACUGACUCUCAGUUUCUAACUGUUCGGAUGCUAUCCUCAGGAGGCAAACAACAACAGCCCUUGCCUACAUGAAGAGGUCAUUCCGCAGUGCUUCAAAAGCUCUUCGCAGCAAUGCUAUUUUAGAGCAAGCCCCUGAGCAUGUGAAGAGUGAGGUGUGGUCGCCAGGUUAAAAGCACCCUGGUGGGAGAACUGGAUUGUUCCAAGGGAUCCCUGUGUUCAGGGUCAAAAAUGUGUGCAAUGGCUUUGAACACACCCACAGCUGCUCUGUUGCAUCAAUCGGGUGUGUGUGUGUGCUGUGCUUCCCACUGCAAACUUCGCCAAGGCGAAUGCCCUUGAUGAAGGUGGAGCAGUAAAUGGAGAACCCCUCACCUUGCCAGGAUUCACUCACUCAGCGAAUGUCAAACCAAAACCACAGGCUGCUGCUGCUGUCAGUUAAGGGCUGUCCUAGCAAGGGGGCCGGUUGCAUAAAGUGUAAAGCAUGUCCUGGCCAAAUUGGGGCAGCUGCCGCCGCCGCCUCCGACUCUCCCUCUCCUCUGGCAGUGCGCCACACAGACACCCUUCGGAUUUGCCAAUGAUUAGCACACUGACGUCUUGGCUCCCCCCCCCUGCUGUGAGCAGAGGUUGCCAGGGCUCCAAAGUCCACAGGGGAGGCGCUGGCCCAAACGUCACGGCCUUGCAUUCUGGCAUUGCCCAACACGCUGUGUUCCGCUGCGAGGCUUCCCCAUGUCGCCACAGCCAAGGGGCACGGGAUUUGGUGGCACGGCUGGAGCCAUCUUGACCUGCCCUUUGGAGGUGGUGAAGACCCGCCUGCAGUCUUCCUCGCUGGCCGUGAGGCCGCUUUGCCUCCCUGCCGUGCAGAUGCAAGGGGUGAGCGGAGCAUUGAUCCGCCCCGGACUGCCCUCCGUAGGGGCUCUUCAGCUCUUGAGAACCAUCCUAGAGAAAGAAGGAAUCCGCUCCCUCUUCCGAGGCCUGGGGCCUAAUCUAGUCGGAGUUGCGCCUUCCAGGGCCAUUUAUUUUGCUGCAUAUUCGGGUGCCAAGGAGAAACUCAACAUGGUGUUUGCGCCAGAGUCUAAGAAGGUUCACAUGCUUUCGGCAGCCUGUGCAGGAGUCACUGCCUCAACUUUGACAAACCCCAUCUGGCUGGUGAAGACCAGAAUGCAGCUGGAAGCCAGGGCCAAAGACGAGCGACGCACCAGCGGCCUUCAAUGUGCCAUGCGCAUUUACCACACGGAGGGCCUGCGAGGCUUUUACCGCGGGAUCACUGCCUCCUAUGCUGGCGUCUCUGAAACCAUCAUCCACUUUGUUAUCUACGAGGCACUGAAGCAGCGACUCAGAGAGCAUCGGUCGUUCCUGACUCCGACUCCUAUCUUUUCACCAAGCAGCCAGGACUUCCUUGGGCUGAUGGCAGCAGCCGCGGUUUCCAAAACAUGUGCAUCAUGUAUUGCCUACCCACACGAGGUCAUCCGGACGCGGCUGAGAGAAGAGGGCUCGCGUUACCGCUCCCUUGUGCAAACUCUGCAGCUUGUGGUGAGAGAAGAGGGCCCUGCCGCUCUUUACCGUGGGCUCCUGACUCAUUUGACCCGCCAGAUCCCCAACGCAGCGAUCGUCAUGGUCACCUAUGAACUAAUCAUUCAUUUGGCGACAAAAAUGUGAUUCCUUUCCCAUCCCUGAGAAUUGGCUGCUGUUGGCAAGUGCCUUUAGGAAUGUGAAGCCUUUGAUAACGAUCACAUUUCCCCCAUUCCAUGCUUCGAUGCUGUGGGGAGAGGCUCGAAAACUAGUAGCCAGCCUGUAAUCUUUUGUUUUGCGAGCCUCGGUAACUGAAGGACGUCUUCAGGUGUGCUGGGCCUCUCGUCAGAUGCCUUAAAAGGCAGCAGUGGGCAAGGGACCACUCGAAGAUGCAUUUGGACAGGUGCAAGAGUUUUACGUGCAGAAGAAACAAUGCAGAAAUGUAGGGCUGCGGAGGGCGGUUCGGUUGGCAAACGCUCUUCCCCAGUGGCCAGGCUCCAGUGUGCUGGUUGUGCAAUUCAGUGCGGAGGAAGUGUUCUGCUCCACUUCCCCUGCAGCCAGAGUCCGGCUUGCCAGUUGGCCGGGAAGGGAGAGGGUUUGUAUGGAAGCCACGUAAAAUGAAAGAAAAGCAGCGGGGAACUCUCUCCAGGAAGCAGGGUGGUCCAUCAGUGGUUAGUCUCAAAGGGGGGACCCCCCUCCCCUGGCACUGACACCCUGCAGUGAGCCUCCGACUCUUGCCGAAGACACAGAUGUUUCCUUCCUUCCCUUUUGACGCCAACUCCCUUUUGAGCUUGCCACUGGCAACUUGCCAUCUCUCGAAGGCAGGCAGGGCAGCUGCGCCCUUGGAAGUUCAUGGGUCAGCUCCUGGCCCCUUGCUCACGGAAGCACAUAAGCAACACAGUCAAACAGCCCUGGGGUGUGUGGUCCCUGCUGCAAAGAGAAAUGGCUCACAGUGGACCACUGGCAGGCUUACUUUCUAUUGCCUUGCUUGUACAGUGGACGCUCGGGUUGUGAAUGUGAUCCGUGCGGGUCGCAAUUCAGCACUUCUGUACAUGCGCAAACCGUGAUUUAGCGCUUCUGCACGAGCGCGGAAACCCGGAAGAACCCGAACGGGGUUCGCGUGGUACACAACCUGAAGUGUCUGUAAUCCGAGGUAUGACUGUAUAUGUAGAGUAUUCCCACUGUAGAGCUUGCCUUCCCCUAACAGGGGGGGGUCAUGGGGAGAACAAAGGCAUCUAGGGUGGGCUGUCUUUCGAGGGGGCAGGAGGUUGCUGCGCUGUGACGGGGUGGAGAGCAGCCUGAAAGUGAAAUUUGGUGUGUCCUGCUGUGCAUAGCUUUAUGGGGGUUCACUGAGUUCUGACUCCAUUUGUUGCAUAGGAGUAAGGAUGCAAGACAUUCUUGGACAAACCGAAAUUAUUAUAUGUUUUAAGUUAAUGUUUUUUAAUAAAGUAUUUUAUUAAUUAAAAAAACCAAUGUUAACACAGUU
Zootoca vivipara (common lizard) is the source of this 8596-nucleotide messenger RNA. The record is from RefSeq and is a predicted model, not a curated record. Lineage: Eukaryota; Metazoa; Chordata; Lepidosauria; Squamata; Lacertidae.